Molecule: messenger RNA, 1614 nt
Organism: Empidonax traillii (willow flycatcher)
Lineage: Eukaryota; Metazoa; Chordata; Aves; Passeriformes; Tyrannidae
Gene: ZNF830
Product: zinc finger protein 830
Exons: 10
Coding region: 29-1120 (363 amino acids)
Biological process (GO): nuclear DNA replication; mitotic DNA replication checkpoint signaling; mitotic DNA damage checkpoint signaling
Cellular component (GO): spliceosomal complex; nucleus
Molecular function (GO): zinc ion binding; nucleic acid binding
Source: RefSeq, a predicted model, not a curated record
GCGGGCGCCGCGGGGCGGGCGAGGGAAGAUGGCGGCGGCGGGGGCUGGCGCGGGGCGGAAGCAGGUGCGGCAGGAGGAGCUGCGGCGCCUCAUGCGGGAGAAGCAGCGCCAGAACGCGGGGAAGAAGCGGAUCGACUCGCCCUUCGCCAAGUACAACAGCUUGGGGCACCUGAGCUGCUCCCUGUGCAACGCGCCGGUGAAGAGCGAGCUGCUGUGGCAGACCCACGUCCUGGGCAAGCAGCACCGGGAGAGAGUUGCAGAAUUAAAAGGUACAAAGCAGACAGUGACUGGUUCAGCUGCUGGCACAUCAUCUCAUCCUGUCAAGAGAAAAACUGUUGACACGGAAAAUACAGAGCUAAAGAGAGUCAAAGGUACAGACGAAAAGCCACACCCAUCUACAGCGGGGCUGCCAUCAGAUUUUUUUGAUGAAGCGGAGCAAGGCAGUGCAAAUGUACAGCUUUCCAAGGGUCCAGGUCCCAGUUUAUUGUCAGGAAAUUACGACGACGACGACGACGAUGAUGAUGAAGAGGAGGAACAAGAACAAUCAAGCAAAUCUUCCAUUAUGCCUAAAACUGAAAUUCCACCUCCAACUCAAGAAGCAAUAGCUAAUUCUCUGCCUGCAGACUUCUUUGACAGCAAGACUCCUGCUGCUCCUGUAGUUUCCCAUUCAGGAUCCAUACAGAAAGCAGAGGUACAAGAGAAGGUAGUGGAAAGGAAAGAAAACACUGCUGAAGCUUUGCCAGAAGGUUUCUUUGAUGAUCCUGAAGUGGAUGCAAAAGUGAGAAAAGUUGAUGCUCCAAAGGAUCAGAUGGACAAAGAAUGGGAUGAAUUUCAAAAGGCAAUGCGACAGGUCAACACAAUUUCAGAAGCAAUAGUGGCAGAAGAUGAUGAGGAGGGACGACUAGAUCGCCAGAUUGGAGAAAUUGAUGAGCAGAUUGAAUGUUAUCGCCGUGUUGAGCUUUUGCGUAACCGCCAGGACGAGAUGAAGGAGAAGCUAAAGGAAGCCAUGAGAUUAAGAGCAACACAAGAGAAAGAGGAUGAGGAUAUUGGUAGUGAAGAUGAAGAAGAACUGCAGGAUUUGCUGUCUCAAGACUGGCGGGUGAAAGGGGCUUUGUUGUAGCAUUUCUACAACAUGGUUGAUACUCUUUUUAUCUGUAAUGUUACUUCCAUUGUUAGAAGUGAGACACCUUUGUUAAAUAUUUAUUUAAAGAGGAUUGUGAGAUGGUAAAGAGCCAAGUGUUUUAAAAAAGAAAUCUUUGUAGAUCUAAGUGGUGUAUUACUUGUUGUAAAAACUUUACUUUGCAAAUGUUUUACAAUAUUGAAUGCACCUUUCCUAUUAAAAUUACUGGUUUCUUACCAGAAGUAUUUCAGUGGGAUUAGUAAGUCUAUAAAGAAUCUCUAAGGUUUUGGAAGGAUUAGCCAUAUUUGGUAAUUUUGAGACUUGGCUGUGGCUUAUUGUGUAUAGAAGUAAAGGAUUUGAGUGGUCUACAGAGUUUAUCCAGACUGGGGGGUUAGGGAAAGGAAAAUAUUAUACAUUUAUGUUUUCUGAAAAUUUUUAAGUGCUCUUCUGUCCAUUGCCCCAGCUCCCAAUAAAAUAUGUACAUUUUUUUUCAG